Messenger RNA from Rhizophagus irregularis DAOM 181602=DAOM 197198, 708 nucleotides. The record is from RefSeq and is a predicted model, not a curated record. NCBI's taxonomy places the organism in Eukaryota, Fungi, Glomeromycota, Glomeromycetes, Glomerales, Glomeraceae.
CUGCUAUUAGCAAUGGUCAUUUUAUUAUAUUUGUUGACAUUUAAAUUCUAAUUACAAAGGGUUUGAUAUAAAAAUUCACUAUAUCAAAAAUUAUUGAUUAUAAGAAAUCUAUAUUGGGGCUUUCUUCAUUAUAGCAAGUUAUUCAUUAUACAAAAAUUCGUUAUAGUGAGGGUGAACUCGAUAUGUCAGAAUUUGCAUCUACUUCUACGGCAACGGAAGAUAAACACGCUCACACGUUAGCCCAGGUUGUCAAAAAGAUGGAUCAGCGAGAACUUCUCAAAUUUUUAAAAGAUCGGGAUGACAUACAUCUUAAUAGACACGAGUGGGACGGAAUUUUUAAUAAUCAACAUAUUAGUGGACGUGCCUUUCUCAAUCUGACAAAAUUAGAUUUUUUAAGCAUAAGACUGCCAUUAGGGCCGGCGGUCGAACUUGCAGACUUCGUUGAGGAACUAAGAGAGAAUCAUUUUAAAACGUUUUCAUCGCGUAACAUCUUGGGAGAAUUAUUGAGAAAGUACAAACUCGAUGGUAAUAGCAUAGAAGCAAUUCCUCUGUUUAAACUAGAGUGACCUGUGAGAUCCAAGACUCUGACAAGCAUUUUGUUAAUUGCAUGACAGAGAUUAUGGUUAGGCUUAAAAAUUAUGGGUCUUUGUUCGUGGACAGUUUAGAAUUCAUGCGCAAUGAAUAUGUCGCGGCAAUACUUCAUGCAGC